AUGAAAAAUUGGCAUCAAUUUGGCGGUGUUCGAGGAGCCAAUCUGAGAACGUUCGGCGCGAAAAAUGGUCGGCCCGACGCGGCUCUUGCGUCAAUUGGAUCUUGUAGGCGUGUACAUUCAAAUCCUUGUGGAGAAUGCGGAGCAAACUGGUUCUCGAAAUGCCCAAUUCUUGGGAUCGACGCGUUGUUGAUUGUUUCGGAUCGUCUCUCACACUCUCCUUCACAACAGCAAUAUUUUCCAGUGUGCGAACGCUCCUUGGCCGGCCAGAGCCUGGCAGAUUUGCCACAGAACCUGUUGCCUCGAAUUUACGCACCAGACGAUCGAUGGUUGAUUCGUUUGGGCGGUUGUUGCGACCGAAAUGUUCACGAAGCGCGCGAAACGUGUUUUUUAUUUUUGCACCAUUUUUGUAGUGCUCUUGAAUAACUUUAAUGCGGUCUUCAAUCGAAUACGACUCCAUAGCGAUCAAUGGUAAACAUUCGACUAACAAAAUGACAUGUCCGUGACAGAAAACAAAGAUGGCGUCUAUGUCAAAUUGACGUUUACUUUCCUGUGUCCCUAUUGGACAACCCCAUAUAACGGUCAUGGGUCCGGAGAUUCCUCAUAACCAAUUGUACCCUACUGUUUUUUGCAAAAACAGUUUCUCCGUCUGUAUGGAUUCAGUAUCAACUGAUAGGAGCGUACGAUGGGCAACAAGUAACGUUAGAAUGCUUUUCGCAAGCGUUCCCGAAAUCAGUACCAAAUAUGUUCCUGAGAUUAUAGAAGAUGGGUACAAAAUACACAUGAAGCUGAAAAUUAGAUCACUAGGUCCAGAGGACUACGGAAUAUAUAAGUGUGUAUCAAAAAAUUCUCUAGGAGAUAUGGAAGGCUCCAUUAAUGUAUAUAGGAUACCAGAUCCAAAUAAAUUCCUGCAGAGCGGCAAGCGACAACAAGGAUAUGAAGACAACAUUGUCUCUGGAUCAAGUAAAAAGGUUCAAGAAGUGCACCCUAAAAGGCAUUCCAAUGAUACGUCUAGAAGAAUAAGCUUAGAGCAUGAUGAAAUAGAUCUUCAGAGUUACUAUAGCGACGCUUGUUGUGGAUACGAAGACACUCUGCGACUGUCACACCUUUUUCUACCUGUAUUUCUAGCUGUACUGUUAAAUAACGUUCUACAUAUCUAACCUAUCAUAUCCUAAUUUGAAAUGCGAAGAAUUUCUUAAUAAAAUAGGAUCGUGCUAUUUUUGUACGCUUGCUUAGAUUUAGGUGGUAAAUGAUCUUACAAAUAAUUGUAAGUAAUUCGUAAAUAACUUGUGUAUAUGUGAUUAAAUAAAUAAAAUAGACGUUUUGUGAAGUCGUUUUGUAUACA
Acanthoscelides obtectus is the source of this 1342-nucleotide messenger RNA. Lineage: Eukaryota; Metazoa; Arthropoda; Insecta; Coleoptera; Chrysomelidae. The record is from the annotation of a GenBank genome assembly.